AUGAAUUACAAUUAUUAUCGCACACAAAUAGCCAAUUAAAAUGCUAUCCAUUCAAACUCCUAAUCAGUUGGUAAAUUAAAGAAGGGAAUUGUCUUUCAAAAUUACCCCUUUAAUCCAGUCCAGAGCUAUAACUCUAAUAUGUAAGUGCGUCCAUUUACUUCUUAAACUCAGCCUCUAAAAAAACCUUCAACUGCUCAAGUAAUCAAAAUUAAAUAAUAUUAAGUCUAUCCAUCAUGUUCCCAGAGCAACAACUUCACAAACUUAAAGAUAACCAAAUAUGCUGUUUUCUGAGUAAUUAAAUAAUAAUGAGAUGGAGACCAAAUAAAGUAAACGAUAUAUGAAAAUAUACUUUCUCAAAAGUAAUGCACUUGAUAACAUAUUUAGCAAACUAUCGUACUAUUCUUCAUAAUGUAAUGAAUAACAAGCUCAAAGCCCUACCACCUGGAGACAGGAGAAGAUUGUCAGUUCUUAAUAUUGUAUAAGACAAAUUUAAAGAACUUACAAUUUAAGAAAUAAAUUUGCUGAUAUGUCAACAUGCAGUAUCUGAAAAGUUUUACAUUUAUUUUUCAGGUUAAUAAUUAGAUUAUUAUAUUUAGAUUCUGAGUGGAUUCCAUGUAGUAAAUGUUGCUAGACUCCCAUAUAUUUAGUUCUUACUCCAUAAGCUUAAAAAACUGACAUAUUUUGUAGUUAAUGUUCUCGAAAUCUUUAGAAUCCUCCAAGAUCUGCUGCCAUAAGUAACACAAUUUUACCAAAAUCUUCCUUUACUUAAUUUGGACAUUCAUUACAAGAAUAGAAGGAGAGAUAAAAAGUGAGUAGAAUGAUUAUCUCUGGAAAGUAUAGAAAGGUGAAUCUAAAAGAUGUUUAUCAUGAAGUGUAAGAACCAGUUUAACCAGAGGAAUCAUAUAAUUUAGAGUUUCCUGUAAAAGAGAAAUAAUAAGAAAGUACAAUUUUAGAAUUGAAAGACUUAAUUAAUGAAUUAUUCUGA
Molecule: messenger RNA, 985 nt
Organism: Paramecium octaurelia
Lineage: Eukaryota; Ciliophora; Oligohymenophorea; Peniculida; Parameciidae
Source: the annotation of a GenBank genome assembly